Molecule: messenger RNA, 1725 nt
Organism: Colletotrichum spaethianum
Lineage: Eukaryota; Fungi; Ascomycota; Sordariomycetes; Glomerellales; Glomerellaceae
Product: putative bifunctional amine oxidase
Exons: 4
Coding region: 1-1725 (574 amino acids)
Biological process (GO): amino acid catabolic process
Molecular function (GO): polyamine oxidase activity; L-amino-acid oxidase activity
Source: RefSeq, a predicted model, not a curated record
AUGCCACUCCUUAACCCCCGCACGCUCGUUGCUGCCCUUUUGUUGGCACAGACACUCGCCUUACCCGCUGUCGAAUCUAAACCAGCUCGGCUAGAGGAAAGGAACAUAUGCAAUGACGGAGAGCUUGCUGCCGCAAAUCCCCGCGCCGCCUUCUUCCGAAAGAUUGUCGACGGUUCUUGCUACACCAACUCCAGCAAAGUACCAACACCAAAAGACGUCCCGCUGAAAGUAGGCAUCAUCGGAGGUGGAGCCGCAGGUCUCUACGCUGCCAUUCUGCUAGACUCCCUCGGAAUUGACUACGACAUCCACGAAGUGUCUGAUCGAAUUGGCGGAAGGAUCUACACCUACCACUUCGAUCAAGAAACAUGGGACAAGUCGACGCCCAACGAUCCCGCAUACUAUGACUACUAUUGGUUGAAAAAACACUACAUCUUCAAGGCGGACAACACAUUUAGACGAUACAAUGGCGUCACCUCCCUGAUUCAAGACCCCGCUUCAGCAUCCCCCGAUCGCUAUGGCGUGCCUAUCUUCAACUCAAGCUUCGACACACAAUCCGCAAGUGAUUUGUGGAAGAACCAAGUCCAGUUCAUGACCAAAAAGCUUUCGGCUGAUUUCACUGCUGGCUUCAACCUACUUAUGGAGUAUGACUCCAAGACCGUGCGAGGGUUCCUCCUAGACCAGGGCUUUGCCAACAGCGAAAUUGACUGGCUGGAGGCUAUCAACGACGCCACUGGUCACUACGACAUGAUGUCGAUGUCUCAGGCCGUUCUGGAGCAAUGGAUUUUUGACGGCUACAAUAUAAGCGACUGGUCCCUCAUCAAUGGCGGUAUGGACAUGCUGACGAAGGGCAUGAAUCUUAUCGUCAAGAAUAAGCCAGUCCUCCACAACAGAGUUACGGACAUCAAGAAGAGCCCCAAUGGGACCUUGAAGAUUGUCGUCAACGGCACUCAAGAGUAUAGCUACGCCCAUGUCAUCUCGACAGUCCCGCUUGGCGCUCUUCAGGCAAUCAACAUGACAGAGCUGGACCUGAGCUACUUUGAGAACAAUGCCAUCCGCACACUGAAUUACGAUCCCUCGGCCAAAGUUGGCUUCAAGUUCAAGACUCGCUGGUGGGAGAACCUCACGACUGGUCCAUUCCAGGGCGGUCAAUCUUUCACCGAUCUGCCCAUCCGCCGCUGCGUAUACCCCUCCUACGGAAUUGACGUGCCAAACGCGCCUGGAACCAUGAUUGCCAGCUACGUCUGGGGACAGGAUGCCUCGCGUUUGGGUUCUUACCUCAACCCGCACAAUCCCACGACGCAGGCUCCCUACCAGCCGGAGAGCGCCGAUGUCAUGGUGGAUGUGGUCCUGAGAAGUCUGGCAGAGCUUAACGGCGUGUCUCAUGAGUACCUUCUGUCUCAGUUCGAUGGAUACCAUGUGUACGACUGGUACGGAUCGGCAUACUCGAAUGGAGCAUUCGCCAUCUUUGGGCCAGGACAGUUCAGCAGCACUCUUCCCUGGCUGAUGAGGCCUGCCGCCGAUGGCCACAUGCAUUUCGGUGGAGAGGCACUGAGCUCUGGGCACGCCUGGAUUAUCGGCGCCGUGAACAGCGCAUGGAGGACCGUGUUCGAAAUCCUGGACACUGAGGGCUUGGAAGACAAGAAGAAGCAGUUCGUCGACCAGUGGGGGGUCAUUGAUGAGGUCGAUAUGGGUUGGUACAACUGGUCCCCAGAGGGCUGGCCUUAG